UAAAAAAAAAAAAAAAACUGUUUUAGUACACUGGACUGAUGAGGCAACUCUUUAUCUUUUAAUCAGGCUAAAUAAAGUUGACAAUUAUUUUAAUAAAAUAUACUGUAUAAAUAAAGACAGUGCAAAAAGCUUCAAAUUUAAAGAAAGAAAAAUGAUUUCUUUUUCCUUAAUUCAAUGAUAUGGGUGUUAUCUAUUCCUAAUCUUUCUCCUCUAUUUUAUCUCUCUUUCCAUUUUCCAUUUUCCAUUUUUUUGAAAUUCCUUAAGCUGCUGGCACCUUACUAGUGUUUCUCUUUUCUCAAACUCUUUCAUUAAUAAGUGGAUCUUGAAUUUCCUUUUUGUUCAUUUUCCCAUUUUAAUAAUUUGGAUUUUUUUCAUUUCCAGUUUAUCUUUUAAUUUUGUUUAAGAAUGUCUUUAAUGAAGUCCUAGUCUUGGAUUUUGUAUAAUUUAAUUAAAGUUUGGAUUUUGACUUCAUUUUUAAAAGGGGUUCUUGUUAAUUUGAGUUUUAAGCUGUUUUUCAUUUAUACUGUGUUUCUUUUUUCAGCUUUGUUUAUCUUGGAUUUUGUAUAAUUCAAAUGUUGGGUUUUUUUACUUAAUUUUCAAAAAGGGUUCUUGUUAAUUUGUGUUUUAAGCUUAUUUUCAGUUUUGUUUUAUCGGGUCUUUAAAAAAAUUCUAAUCUUGGAUUUUGUAUAAUCUAAGUUUUUUUUUUUUUUUACUUCAUUUUUCAAAAGGGGGCUCUUGUUAAGUUGGGUUUUAAGCUUACUUUUCUGUUUUUUCUGUUUUGAAUUCUGUUAUUUAUUUAUAUUUUUGUUUUGUGUUGAGUUUUGUUAAGGGAUUGAUUAGUGUGUCACUAGCUCCAAGACUCUGUUGGGCUGCUUCACUAAGCUUACUUUCUUUAUUCAGGAUAUGAGCAUCACAAGUGAAACCGAUGAUAUGAUGACAUCCAAAGUUGACAUAGAUUCGCCAGAUGAAGCUAGUGGUGGAGAAAGUGUACCACUUAAAAAAGGUCCCUGGACUACUGUGGAAGAUGCGAUUUUAGUGGAUUAUGUCAUGACAAAUGGUGAAGGGAACUGGAAUGCUGUCCAGAGGCAUUCAGGACUUGCUCGUUGUGGUAAAAGUUGCCGUUUGCGGUGGGCAAAUCACCUGAGACCAGAUUUAAAGAAAGGUGCAUUCACUCCAGAGGAAGAGCGGCGGAUACUUGAACUACAUGCUAAGAUGGGAAACAAAUGGGCACGAAUGGCUGCUGAGUUGCCUGGCCGCACAGAUAAUGAGAUAAAGAAUUACUGGAACACCAGAAUAAAGAGACGACAGCGUGCAGGAUUGCCAGUUUACCCUCCAGAUAUUUCUUUCCUAGCAAAUCAGAACAAACAAAAUGAGGAGUUGGGUGCAUUCUCCUCUGUAGAUGCCCAAAAUUCUAAUGUCUUGGGAAUUAACAAUUUUGAAAUUCCUGCUGUGGAGUUCAAAAAUUUGCAGCUCGAUCAUCUGUUGUAUCCGCCACCACUUGGUGAAAUUCCUGCUGUAAGUAGCUUUCUGGCCCAGGGUCAUAGAGCUCCCUAUGGUAGUACGUAUUUGCUUUCAACAAUGCAUCCCUCAAAGCGUAUACGAGGAUCAGAAUCGAUGUUCUCCGGUUCAAAUGGUGAUCUUCUCCUCAGCUCCUCACAAUACCAUAAUGGCGGUUCUUUGCUUGCUCAACCCUUGGGGUUUUCUUCAUAUAAUCAUCAUUUAACAUAUGAUGAUGACCGAUCAUUCUCAAGUGUAGUUCAUGGCGGCCAUGCCUGUUUAAAUGGCAACUCCUCUUCUUCAGAGCCCACAUGGGCCAUGAAGCUGGAGCUCCCUUCACUCCAAAAUCAGACAGCAAACUGGGGCUCACCUCCUUCCCCUCUUCCUUCAUUAGAGUCGGAUGAUAUUCUGAUUCAAUCCCCUCCAGCUGGAAACAGUGAAUCAGGUAGUCUGUCACCUAGCAACAGUGGCCUACUGGAUGCUGUGCUUUAUGAAUCCCAAACUAUGAAAGCUUCAAACGAUAACUCACACCAAGGGAAGGAGACAUCUGGUGAUGCAGUCAAUAAAGGAUGGGAAAGUUAUGGGGAUCCAGUCUCUCCUUUACAUCAUUUCUCUGCAUCAGUUUUUGGUGAAUACACCCCUGUCAAUGGAAGUUCAUUACAUGAGUUCCCAUCAGUGGCCACAAUGCCAGGAUGCAAGAUUAAGAAAGAGAUUGGCGAUCUAGCCCCCCUGGAUGAGAAUGAUGACUCGUUGAACCAGACAAUCUUUUCCAGCCCCAAGACACAGCAUGCUAAGAACAGUCUGGCAUUGAAAGAAGUAAUUAGUUCUGGCUUUUUCGAUGAUUGUGGCUGGGAUUGCAAGCAAAUCCGUGCAGUAGCAACAUCAUCAGGUCAAGCUUGUGGACGCAGUUCUUGGGAUGCCAUGUCAGCUGUGUAGUCAACAACCCGAAUGAUAUUAUUAUGGUACUUUUAAGGUUUUGAUAACGUCUUUUGACACUAAACUUGGUUAUCCUAUUAAAUGACUAUGGAAUACCAUGUAAUAUUUUCCAUAAGCUGGAAACACUUCUGCAUGUUCUUGUGUGUGCAUUGUUUAGGCAAUGUGGAGACAAAAAUAAUGAAACAUUUUUUUGUGGCA
Molecule: messenger RNA, 2631 nt
Organism: Capsicum annuum
Lineage: Eukaryota; Viridiplantae; Streptophyta; Magnoliopsida; Solanales; Solanaceae
Product: transcription factor GAMYB-like
Exons: 4
Coding region: 904-2433 (509 amino acids)
Source: RefSeq, a predicted model, not a curated record